CUGCUUGAGGGGUUGGCAGCUAGUGGGCUGAGGUCUAUCCGGUAUGCCCUGGAGGUUCCGGAGCUGGCUCGUAUCGACGCCAACGACCUGGACAAGGACGCCGUUGCCGCCAUGGGCGCCAACGUGGCCCUCAACGGGGGGGAGGCGGCCGCCAAGAUCCGGGUGCUCUGCAGCGAUGCCCGGUUGACCAUGCUACAAAACCCCGGGGCGUACGACGUCGUGGAUCUGGAUCCGUACGGCACGCCCGCCCAUCUGCUGGACAGCGCCAUACAGGCCGUUGCUGAUGGUGGCUUGCUGAUGGUGACGGCCACCGACAUGGCCAACCUGUGUGGAAAUAACAGCACCGCUUGCUGGGCUAACUACGGCAUCUAUCCCGUACACCGGUCGUACUGUCACGAGAUGGCGCUUCGGAUCGUGCUCGCCUGCAUUGAGACGCACGCAGCCAGGUACAAGAGGCGCAUCGUGCCGCUGCUGAGUUUGUCCGUAGACUUCUACGUGCGCGUGUUUGUCCGCGUGUACACCUCCCCCAACGACGUGAAGGACUCCCCCUCCCGUCUCGCCUACCUGUGGCAGAGCUCGGGAUGCGACUCGUUCUGGCUGCAGCCCGUGGGUCAGAAGCGGCACAACAACGGCCAGAACAAGUACCUGCCCGGCUCCGGACCGGCAGUGGAGCCGCGCUGCCCGGACACUGGCUCCGGCUACCUGAUGGGGGGUCCCAUCUGGUCGGGGGCCCUGCAUGAUGUGGAGUUUCUAUCCACUGUUGCCGCGCACGUUUUCACGACGUUCCCGUACAUGCUCGCACGUUACUCCGCGGUCCACCAGGCGGUCAAGAUCCGGGGCUACUUGCUGACCGCCUCCCAGGAGCUGCCCGACGCGCCGCUGUACUACAAUCUUCACGACAUUUGCAAAAUGGUGCGGAUCACGCCGCCCAAGUCAGACCAGUUCCGCUCGGCGCUCGUUCACGCGGGAUACAGGGUGUCCGGCAGUCACGCCUGCCCCCUGGCCAUCAAGACCGACGCGCCGCCCUCCGUCGUGUGGGACAUCGUGCGGUGCUGGGUGAAGCGCAACGGGGUGUCGGCUGCGGCGGUCAAGGACCCGGAGUCCUACUCAGCCAAGCUGCUGGCCAAGGAGCCCACUUUCGAGGCCAACUUCUCCAUCGUGGCCUCCGCCAUGGCGCGGAACAAGGACGACAAGAUGCCGCGUUUCGUGCACAACCCAGCGUACUGGGGCCCGAAGACGCGGCACGGCAGGUGGGGCAGCGUAUCCAUACCCACACGUGGGCCUUGCACGCAUACACACGUGUGGGACUUACAUGCGCACACAGUGCACACCAGGAAUCGAACCUGA
Volvox carteri f. nagariensis is the source of this 1347-nucleotide messenger RNA. RefSeq lists its product as uncharacterized. Gene Ontology annotation, molecular function: RNA binding. NCBI's taxonomy places the organism in Eukaryota, Viridiplantae, Chlorophyta, Chlorophyceae, Chlamydomonadales, Volvocaceae. The annotation marks the transcript as partial. Gene Ontology annotation, cellular component: nucleus. Gene Ontology annotation, biological process: tRNA N2-guanine methylation. The transcript has 10 exons. The record is from RefSeq and is a predicted model, not a curated record.